This is a messenger RNA of Eriocheir sinensis (Chinese mitten crab), 2256 nucleotides long. Its product is annotated as probable glutamate receptor. NCBI's taxonomy places the organism in Eukaryota, Metazoa, Arthropoda, Malacostraca, Decapoda, Varunidae. The coding region runs from base 234 to 1523 and encodes 429 amino acids. The record is from RefSeq and is a predicted model, not a curated record. Gene Ontology annotation, cellular component: membrane. Gene Ontology annotation, molecular function: glutamate-gated receptor activity. The transcript is spliced from 8 exons.
GGACACCAAAAAGGCUGGUUUAAUGCUGUAAUGGGCCCGAUUAUACCUUCACCACCUACCUCACGGCGUCCUUUAUCAUAUCCUGCAUCUAUACCUGUGGGCGGUGCAGGUUCCGGGACGAGGUGGAGGUGGUGGUGGCGGCGGAGAAAUGGUGGCCUCAUGCUAAGUUUGUGGAGGGGGAGGGCGGCGCGGAGGACGGCGGCGGUGGAGGGCACGGCCGAUGCGCACCCGGCAUGGAGGGGGCGAUGGUCAACUUCCUCAACAUGCUCGCGGUCUCCAUGAACUUCACGUGCCGAGUGGUGCGUCCCGCCGACAAGUCCUUCGGCAGCCUGCAGGAGGACGGGACCUGGACGGGCAUGUUGGGCCUUGUCACGACCGGGGAGGCAGACGUCGCCCUGGGCCCCUUCGCCGUGACGGAGAGCCGCCGGCAGGCGGUGGCCUACUCGGAGCCCGUCAGUCACACCGACCUCACCAUUGUGUCCGCGGAAGGCAGCCUCGAGAUCAACCCCUGGGCCUUCCUGCUGCCGCUCACCCCCGCCGUGUGGUGCCUGCUGGGGGCCGUGCUGCUGUUGGUGUGGGCCAUGACCUUCCUUCUUGACUACGCUGAGCACGCGUGGGUGCGGCGGCCUCACAGCGUGUUCCUGCAGCUGUACGGCGUCGUGAUGCAGCAGGGAGUGACGAUGAAGCUGGAGGGCGUGGCGCUGCGGGCGGUGGUGGGCGGCUGGGUGGUGGUCGCGUCCCUGCUGGUGUGGAGCUACAGCGGCCUCCUCGUGUCGGUGAUGACCGUGCGCCUCGUGCCGCGCCCCAUCCAGACCGCCCGCGACCUGCUGGACCACUCCCGCGCCCGCGUCAUCAUGCGCGCCAACACGGCCUACACGGACACACUGGCCGGGGCCCAGACGGGUGUGUUGCGGGAUCUGUGGGGGCUAAGGGCGCGGGGCCGGCUGCACUGGGAGCCGGCGGGCACUGCACGGUGGUUCACACUGAUGAGGCGCGGCGAUCACGCCUCCAUCGUGACCUCCCUCAGCAUCGGUAGCCUCAGGGCCAGGGACUUCAGCAGCACAGGUAGCUGUCGCCUGUACAGCGCCAAGGAGAGCCUCGUGCUCUUUAGCUACAGCAUGAUCACCCAGAAGAACGUCACCGCCAUCCUGCCCGCCGUCAACGCCAGGGUUCAAGCUGUGGUGGAGUCUGGCCUCUAUGACUACUGGCUGCUCCAGGGCAUCCCUAACGCCUCGGCCUGCGACAACGCGCCCUCCAAAGUCACGGUGCAUCAGCCCUUCGACCUGGCCAGUCUCUGGGCCGUGUUCUUGGUGUCCGGGGCGGGCCUGGCGGCGGCGCUCCUCGUCUUCGCUCUCGAGAUGUGUGAAUGUCUGCCGCGUCACCCCAGGCAACACCGACUUACCCUUCACCAUCCCCAAGGACAACAACAACAACAACGACAACAACAACUCUUCCAACGCCGCCACCAAGGACAAGAACAAGAACAACAAGAACUACAUAACCUACAAUAUUCGCAUCACUAAGAAGAAGAAGAACAAGAACAACAAGAAACACUAAACGUGCAACAUCCCUAACAACGACAACAACAACUCUUCCACCGCCACCACCAAGGACAACAACAAGAAGAAGAACAAGAAGAACUACAAAACCUACAAGAAGAAGAAGAACAAGAACAAGAACAACAAGAAACACUAAACCUACAACAUCCCCUCGGCCAAAAACAACAAACUCCCCGCUCCCUGCCUGCUUCAAGAGGAGUCAAGAGAAGGAAUCCUGAGAGGGGUCCUAGCGUCCGUCUGAUCACCCUGCCGUAGCUUCCUUGUGUCCGUGGCUGAGGACCUAAUGGUGCAUGGCGGCUGGGCAGGCUAUAUCAUGCUUAGAACUGAUAAUAGAUGUACAGCCAAAUUAAAAGCGUGGCAACUGUAGAAGUCAGAGUCAUCAAAGAACGCAAUGGAGAUAGAUAGACAGAUAGAUAAACAAAAUAUCUACCUUACUCUGUUCUUCCCCUCCUCUCCCCUCCCUUCCUUUCCCAUGUGUCUUGCUGUCCUACCUACUUUCUCUCAUUUCUUUCUUUCCAUCUUCUCUCAUCUUCAUCUCUUCCUUACUAAACUUCCCUUCCUUUCCUCGUUACCCCGUUUCAUUCCCUUCCCUUCCCCGUUACUCCGUUCCUUUCCCUUCCCUCUCCUUCCCUUCCUCGUUUGUUAUUUUCCCUUCCCUCUCCUUCCCUUCCCUUCCUCGUUACUUCGUUCCUUUCCC